This is a messenger RNA of Nelumbo nucifera (sacred lotus), 1002 nucleotides long. RefSeq lists its product as uncharacterized. The record is from RefSeq and is a predicted model, not a curated record. Lineage: Eukaryota; Viridiplantae; Streptophyta; Magnoliopsida; Proteales; Nelumbonaceae.
AUGGUAGUCACUGGUGACAUACCGGCCCCUCCCACUACAACUACUAUAGAGUUUGUUGCACUUGUUGCAGUGAAGGUCGAACUUGAGAUAUAUGGGCAGUUCUUGAAUCAGCGGGAUACAAUUAGUUCUAAUUCAGUGGUUGAAGAGAACAAGGAUAUCAAGAGUCAAAUAACUAAGCUUACCAAUGCUCUUGUUAUACAAGAAAGAGGCAAAAUUCCAUCUCAGCCUCAGACCAAUCCGAAGGGGUCACAUAUGGUACAGGAAUCCACCUCUGAUUCGAAGAACAUUAUGGGGGUCCACGCCAUCACUACUCGUAGUGGUAAGGUUUUAGAUGGGCCUUUGCCAAGCCCCUCUCGCACAAAUGUCACCACUUCAAGAAGAACUGAAGAUGCCCCCUCAAAACAGCUAGAAAAGGAGGCUACAAUCCAAGUACUAGCUUAUGCCAAGGUGAUCAAUGAUCUAUGUACCAUGAAAAUGAGACACCAUGUCAAGAAAAUUGCAUUUCUGACAGAACAGGUAAGUGCAGUGAUUGAGCAGAGAACAUUGCCGAAGUACAAAGAUCCAGGGUGCCCCACAAUUGACUGCCAUAUUGGGACACAAGAGUUCAGUCAAGCUCUCUUGGACUUAGGAGCAAGUGUAAAUUUAAUGCCUUAUUUGGUUUACUUGCAAUUAGGUCUUGGAGAGAUAAAAUCCAUGUCUGUGGUGUUACAGCUAGCUAACCGUUAUAUUCGGAAAUCGAGGGAGAUAGUAGAAGAUGUUUUGCUUCAGAUUGAUAAAUUCUAUUAUCCUGUUGAUUUUUUGGUUUUAGAUACUCAAUCUGUGAUUGACAGUGAGUCAAAGAUUCUGCUUAUUUUAAGAAGGCCAUUCCUUGCUACAGCCAAUGCUCUUAUCAAUUGUAGGAAUGGUUUGAUGGAUCUUUCAUUUGGGAAUAUGACUCUUGAGGUGAAUAUUUUUCAUGUUGGAAUCACCAAGACGAGGACGAGUGCUAUCAUACCUACAUGA